GCUCUGACACACACACACACACAUACACACACACAGGCAUACAGCAGCGCUGUGAGUGCAGCCUGCCUGCCUUCCCAGGGUCGGGACUGGAAGCCUCAAGAAACGGCAAGAAGAAGCAAACAUCUGGCCGCACAUCAUGAGAGCAGCCCGGAGCUUAUAGCAGGGGAGGAAAAGGACGUCGGCAGGAGUGGAGAUACAUGUUAUGAAGGAAGAAUGGAGUUCCCAGACCAUAGCCGCCAGUUGCUGCAAUGUCUGAGUCAGCAGCGUCACCAAGGCUUCCUCUGUGACUGCACUGUUCUCGUCGGGGAGGCUCGGUUCAAAGCCCACAGAGCUGUGCUGGCCUCCUGCAGCAUGUAUUUCCACCUCUUCUACAGGGACCAGCUGGACAAAAGGGACGUUGUGCAUCUCAACAGUGACAUUGUGACGGCCCAGGCUUUCAGUCUGCUCCUUGAAUUUAUGUAUGAGGGGAAGCUGGAGUUCAGUGCUCUGCCUGUGGAGGAUGUUCUGGCUGCUGCCAGCUACCUCCACAUGUACGAUAUAGUAAAAGUCUGCAAAGGCAAACUUAAAGAUAAAGAACUUUCCUCCCUGGAUGAGAAGUUAGGGGAGGGUUUGGGACUUGGCUGCCUGGACAGGGAGAAUUCCAUAGAUGGUGAGCUGCACUGUAAGCAGCUAAUUCAGCGCCACUCUCACGGGCUUCUCAGGGCCCCCCCUGUGGAAGACUUUGACACAGACAACAGUGAAGUCAAGCUGGCUGUCACAGAUUGUGAAAGGUCCAUGCAGAGCAGGCAGAAGGCGAACGGUCACUCCGGCAGGUCCCCGGACCUUGUAGGUGUCAAUUAUAUGUCAGCAGAGGCCGAGACCUGCAUCCAAACAGCUGGAAAAACAAAAGCUGAUGUCAGUAGCUCCACCGUAUUGCUGUCCCAGAGGUCCCGGGCUUCAGAUGACAUGGACUGUGCGCUGGAUUUGUCUUUCAAGCCUCUGUCUAGCAGAGAUCUCUUACACCCCUCCUACGUCUCGGGACAGCUGGCCCUCGACAGCCAGCAGCAGGGCACUGAGCCACUUGUUAAAGACGAACACGACUUGCUGUCAGAGCAGGAGGACAGUGAGCCGAUGAGCCCUGAGAGCCAGCGCUUUGGGAAUAGUGCCAGGAGCUCAGUGGUGACAGGGUUCGCUGCCCUCUUCCCAGGCAACAACGGCGCUACAGCCGCCCUGCUCUCCCAGGAGGAGGACCUGAUGGACGAGGAGGGGGAGGCCUGCAGGAGGAGGGAGGGCGUUCCAGGCAGGGAGCCGGACAGCAGGGGCAGGCUACUGGGGGACAGCGAGGAAGAGGAGGAGGAUGACCUGGCCUCCUCCGACAUAUCCACCUCCAGCGGGGUGCUUCUGCCUCCGGGCCAACAGGUGUGUGUGUGUCCCCUCUGCAGCAAAGUCUUCCCCAGCCCCCACGUGCUGCAGCUGCACCUCAGCUCGCACUUUCGCGAGAAGGACGGUGCCCGCUCCAAGCUUUCCCCGGACGGCUCCGUCCCAACAUGCAUGCAGUGCAACAAGACCUUCUCGUGCAUGUAUACCCUUAAGCGCCACGAGCGUACUCACUCCGGGGAGAAGCCUUUCACCUGUGCCCAGUGCGGCAAGAGCUUCCAGUACUCCCACAACCUGAGUCGCCAUGCUGUGGUUCAUACCCGUGAGAAGCCUCAUGCCUGUAAGUGGUGUGAGCGGCGUUUCACCCAGUCUGGAGACCUUUACCGCCACAUCAGGAAGUUUCACUGUGGCCUUGUUAAAACUCUUGCCAUUGGAUAAAACACCUCUCACCAGUGCCGUAAAAGACAGAAUGUCCUUUCACACACUGAAUUCUACUGCUGAAGCGUUUUUGCUGUUCGUAUAAACAAAUUGGCAGUUUGUUAAAGACAAAUCUUGGGGCAUAUCUUACGUUUCUAAUGAUGUAGCAACUUUCAAACUGGAGCUGUAUCCUGUGCUGGACUGUGUCAGAGGCUGCUGAGAUUAUUGGAUCUGUGUCACAGAGAGGUCAACCAAUCAGUUGAUGCACUUGAUAGUUUCCGUCUUUAUUGUUUUGUCUGUUUAGUUUAGUUGAUGAGCGUUUGUGAUGAGAGGUUCAAAUCCUUUCGGCAACGCAUCAUGCUUAGACAAAAUCUUGAGGGAGAAAGAAUGAGGUUUGUUUGUGCACAUGGGAGAUCAGAACCGUCCGUGAGAAGCAAUAUACAAUUUCUUUUUAAAUGACUACAUCAUUUAAUUAUUAUUUAUUCUGUUUUUUUUUUUUAGCCCUUAAACUAUCAUGAAGCAGAAACACAAAUGAAGCUUAACUACUGGAAGUAUGGAUUUUCGCCAUUUAAGUUUUUAUGUUGUAUGAGAAGAAGCAAGCAGACUGUCACAUGUUUUUCUUUUUCCUUUUGGAUGUAUUCAGUUUCCAGCCUUUUAGUUUUGAACACAUCUUUUUGGAUUCGCCUUAAAUGUUCUGCUUUAUAGACAGAACAGUGAUAACGAUUAGCUGAGAUGCACCAAUCAGGCUUUUCUUGAUCAAUUCUGAUUCUGUUUCACUUCAGCGGCUGCUUAUACGUACUCUGUAGUUUUGUCAUUUUUAAGACCAGAAUAUAUUAAAGUAAAACAUAAGCUGCAGAUUCACUGACAAAGAUAGUAGUCUAACAAAAAAUAAUAUUUGAAGAAUAUGCAUAUAUAAAAAGCAUCAAAGAAUGUAGCUUUAAUCUUUUUCUGUAUUGUUUUCUCCAAUUCAAAAGGAAAAAAGUGCAUUAAGGGAAAAUUUGUUUAAAAUAUUUUUGAUCCCCAAAAACAAACUGGUUUAAACCUGUAUUAAACAGGAAAUAAAUAAGACUUUUUAUUAUUGGAUCUGCUGAUCCCCAGCCAGAACAGACUGCUUGUUGGAACAUUUUAAAUCAGUAAAUGAUUGAUUAGUUCAUCCAUAAUAAUAUCAAACAGCAAAUAUAAAGCAUCCAGCAUUUACAUUUCAUUGAAGAAGUUUGUAUUGUCAAAAGAGUUCAGAUAUUAGUAGGAUUAACUGAAUAACCUAGCUAUGCUGCUGCCUAACAGCUACACUCUUGUUUCUUUUACAGGAACAUUACAGACAGUAAAUUGUCUGCUUGCCUUUUUCUUAUUUUGAUGCGUUUAAUAAAUGGCUUUAAAGCCAGAUGUUAUAUUUUCCCUAUUGUUAUACCUGCUUUUGUUGACUGAAAAUUGGCUGAUUCUGAUCUUUGUCAGUGCAUCUGACACAAAUUUAAAUCAGAUCCAAAAUAUAAUCUAAUCCAUUAAAGAUAACCUUAUUGGAGAAUCUCCGAAUUUUGCUCAAAUUAAUUCCAUUUAGGGUUAGUCUGGCUUGUCUUUGUAUGCAGAAUCAUGACAGAAUAAAUUGUAGUAGUUCUUCGUUUAUGUCCAUCUAAUACGAGGAAAAGAAACAGAUUAUCUUCCAUGUACAACCUGCUGAUUACAGAACCGAUCAUGAGAAAUUGCCUGAUUCUGAUCUCUGACUGAUUCACUGAUCAAUGCAUCUCUAGAGAGUUAUUAAAAACUAACAUCUAUAACACUGAUGCCUGAGGAAAUUCUUAAUGCUUGACCUAGAGUACUUACUAGAAUAACACAAGUUGCUAUGCUUUUAUUUUGUAAACUCUUGAAGCCUCGGGGAAAAACAUGGAUUACUUUCAACAUACCAGAAGCGUUACCAGUUACCAAAAAAAAAAAGCAAUACGUAAUAAAAUAACUAAAUCCAGUUUGUGUUAUCAAGACGUUUGGAUCAGAGGCAAUCAGUGGUUUUUCAAUGAAGUUAGUUAUUGGUAUGACGCAAAAGGUACCCUGAUGGCGCAGAGUCGGGAUAAGAAGGCAUCAAACUUGUGCCAUUCAGCUGCUUCUAAGGACUUUUCUCCUUGUUUUGCACCGCUGUAUCUGUGUAAUUACUACUGAUGAAACCUAUGCUCCUUUUUCAGACAGGAAAUUGUUCUGUUUGUUUGUGCAUAGGUGCUGUUAUUGAUUCUUAACUGGGGGGGUAUCACUAAACGUUCAUAAUGUUCAUCUAAUCUGUCCUGAGAAGACUUGAUCAGAACUUAUUUAUUAGUCGGACUUGGUUCAGGGUUUACCUGUAGGUAUUUAUGUUUUUUUUUUUUGCCUAGUGAUCUUGGUACACAUUAACUGGUGUUGGGUCUGUCAGUUUGUUUUUAUUUACACUGUUUAAAUCAACUUACUGUAAAUGUAUUUUUUAAUAUAUAUUAUUUGGAAAAUCUGUCCAGUUUUCAAGAUUUCUCAUAUGGAACACAGAUAAGCACUUGUUUUUAGCAUGCAUAUGAUUUCAACGCUAUUGUCUAGGCUGCUAUUUCUUACUAUUUGUUUAUUUAAUGUAAAUAUAUAUUAUAUUUAUCAGAUUGUUUUUGUUUUUCCCAUGUUACAAAAUGUGUGAGUGGACAGGACUUUUUCAGUUUUCUUUCCUUUUCCUGGUUAGGGAGUCUGUUAACCUUUCUUCUAGUUACAAGUCAUUUAAAAAG
Cyprinodon tularosa is the source of this 4496-nucleotide messenger RNA. It is a transcript of the gene zbtb42, whose product is annotated as zinc finger and BTB domain containing 42. Gene Ontology annotation, biological process: regulation of transcription by RNA polymerase II. Lineage: Eukaryota; Metazoa; Chordata; Actinopteri; Cyprinodontiformes; Cyprinodontidae. Gene Ontology annotation, cellular component: nucleus. Gene Ontology annotation, molecular function: RNA polymerase II cis-regulatory region sequence-specific DNA binding; protein binding; DNA-binding transcription factor activity, RNA polymerase II-specific. Bases 214 to 1794 code for a protein of 526 amino acids. The transcript is spliced from 2 exons. The record is from RefSeq and is a predicted model, not a curated record.